Molecule: messenger RNA, 213 nt
Organism: Clunio marinus
Lineage: Eukaryota; Metazoa; Arthropoda; Insecta; Diptera; Chironomidae
Source: the annotation of a GenBank genome assembly
AUGAUAAGUUACGAGAUGAUGAUAAAACCCCAAAAGACGCUCACUCACCACUCUAACCCUUGGUUAUUAUCUUCUCAUCUCAAAUGUUUUAACAACACAGCAUCUUGUGUUCAAUUCAAUCGCUUUUCAACUGCUGAAUCGCCAUCGCAAAAGAAUCGACAUUUGGAAGCAUUAUUUGGAAAUAUUCCAGGAAAUAUCUUCACUCCGUCAUGA